UUGAUCAUAUAGACUAGGAUUUAGCCAUGUUUAGGUUGCAAUGCCCAUCAUCGAUGCUUUCAUGUUGAUUCCUCAAUACAACAAGUUCCUGAAAGAUGUUGUAGCUGCAAAGAAGAAGGAAAUGGAAAGCAUGAUGAUUCUUACCCAUGAGUGCAGUGCCAUCAUCCAAAGGCUUGAUGUUCCAGAGAAGUUAGAGGAUCCAGGAUGCUUUACACUACCUUGUGCUCUUGGACCUAUGGUAUUUGAGAAAUGUCUCUGCGAUUUGGGAGCUAGUGUCAGCGUGAUGCCUUUGUCUGUUGCAAAGAAGCUUGGAUUCACUCAGUACAAGAAGUGUAUACUCUCUCUGGUGUUAGCUGAUCGUUCAGUGAAGUACCCUGUGGGCAUCUUAGAGGACCUACCUGUGAAGAUUGGAAGGUAUGAGAUACCUACAGAUUUUGUGGUGCUUGAGAUGGGUGAGGAGGCUCAAGACCCAUUGAUUCUUGGAAGGCCAUUCUUAGCUACAGCAGGAGCAAUUGUUAAGUUGAAAGAGGGCACGAUUGAUCUCCAUUUGGGUAAAGGGCAUGUUCUCCACUUUGACAUCAAGGAGAAAAUGAAGAAAUCAACUGUGUUCGGGCAAGCCUUCUACAUUGAAUAG
Molecule: messenger RNA, 634 nt
Organism: Brassica oleracea var. oleracea
Lineage: Eukaryota; Viridiplantae; Streptophyta; Magnoliopsida; Brassicales; Brassicaceae
Exons: 2
Coding region: 41-634 (197 amino acids)
Source: RefSeq, a predicted model, not a curated record